Messenger RNA from Coccomyxa subellipsoidea C-169, 3279 nucleotides. RefSeq lists its product as hypothetical. The record is from RefSeq and is a predicted model, not a curated record. Bases 1 to 3279 code for a protein of 1092 amino acids. The transcript has 18 exons. NCBI's taxonomy places the organism in Eukaryota, Viridiplantae, Chlorophyta, Trebouxiophyceae, Coccomyxaceae. Gene Ontology annotation, cellular component: endoplasmic reticulum. Gene Ontology annotation, biological process: protein O-linked glycosylation via mannose; endoplasmic reticulum unfolded protein response. Gene Ontology annotation, molecular function: protein binding; mannosyltransferase activity.
AUGAUUGAAGCGUCGAACCGGGUCCCCACGUGGGCCAUUCUCACGGUCCUUGCGGCCAUCAGUGCUGGCGCAUAUUUCAACACAAUCCAGGCUGGCUUCACCUAUGACGACUUCUUUGCAGUGAUCAAGAACACGGAUGUCACUGACGCCACCAAACCGAUUUCGGAGUUGCUGCAGAAUGACUUCUGGGGCCAGAAACUCAGUAUGCCGACGAGCCACAAAUCCUACAGGCCUCUCACCGUGUUCUCGCUCAGGCUACAGCACCGUUUUGGGAGCCAGCUCCUCAAACUGGUUGGCUGGGAGAAGGUCUAUCGCCUGCAUGACAACAGCGACGCUGACCUGGACCCGCUGCCGUUCCAUGUCAGCAACGUCUUCCUGCAUGCGGUCGUCACCUGCCUCCUGUACCUGUUGGCCCUGCGGCUGUGCGUGGCCAGGGACAGCCUGGUGUUCCCUCUCACUGGUUCUGUCAGCAGCGGGCUCCACAGGGAUGCGGACGCUGCAGACGGCGGUGCCAGACACGCUGGCACCGGGAAGAAGAGGAAGGGGAGCGCCGAGGGCGGCCUGCGGCAGCGGCGCAGCACUGCAUACGCAGAGCAUGCCGGCUCUGACGGCGGCGGCCAAAGGGCCAGGAAUGGGGCGAGCCUGAGAGCGUGGAGCAGCCGGCAGCAGGCGGAGGCAUUCCUGGCGGCCGUAAUUUUUGCGGUGCACCCCAUCCACACAGAGGCGGUGGCGGGGAUUGUUGGGCAGGCGGAGCUCGUCUGCGCGGCGUACUCCAUCGUUGCUCUGCUCCUGUACGCUGAGGCAGCGGACCUCUGGCUCAGCAGCAGGGUGGGGUGCACAGCGCCGGAGGAAAGGUUCUGGAGGGAGGUGCAGCACUGGGCCCUGGUUGUGGGGGCCAUGCUGUGCGUGUGGGCUGCGUCCCUGGCCAAGGAGAUCGGCAUCACAGUGACCGCAACGAUGGUCCUCUAUGACGCAUUCCUGGUACCUUUCGACAGGGCGCAGCCUCCCCACAGCGGGUCAAAAGUCUCAUUAGGGGAGCGGGUAUGGCGGCAGCUCUGUACGCGGAAGGGAGCGCGCAUCAUAGCAGCUGGGGUCACAUUGGUUCUCUAUGUGAAGUUUCGCUCGUUCCUGGCCGUGGAUCAGCUCGUGCGCAUCUACCGGGAGGUGGAGAACCCGGUGGCAUUUGCGUCGGGGCUGACAAAGCUGCUGUCGCUGGCGCACCUGCAUGCGCAGUAUGCAGCACUGAUGGUGGCCCCCGUGCACAUGUGCGCCGACUGGUCCUACCGCUGCGUGGCCCUUGUUGAGAGCCUGGGCGACUGGCGCAACCUGAUGAGCGUCGCCGUCUAUGCCUGGCUGGCCGCCAUGCUGCUCCUGGGGCGCCCCUGGGAAGUCGUCCUGGAGGGGCUCUACGGUCCCAACAAGGCGCGCUCCCUGCCCACAGCCUUACAGGGGGCGGUGCAGAGCAAUGGGCUGGUCAGGGGAGGCUCGGCCAGUUCGCUGGAGGCGGCUGGGGCAGAGGCUGAGUCGGCGCCGCUGUCCGGGCGCUCCAUGCAAAAGGCAGCCCUGGCGCGCAGGCGGCAGCGGUGGCGCAGCUUUGUGGCCCUCGGCCUCAUUGUCGCGCCCUUCCUGCCCGCCUCCAACCUGUUCUUCUGGGUGGGUACGUACAUUGGAGAGAGGCUGCUGUACGCGCCGUCCAUUGGGUACUGCAUCCUGCUGGCAGACUUGGUGGCCUGGCUGGCGGGGGAUGCGCUGCCAGGGAUCCUCCAGCUGUGGAGGGACAGCCCAGGGCAUUUGAAGGACGAGGGGCUGAAUUCGGAGCGGCGGGGAAUGGGAUGGCGCGGUCGGGCGGCGGCAGUGUUACUAGCGGUGUUGCUGGCGUGGUACACCUGGCGCACCUUUGACCGCAACUGGGACUGGGAGGACGAGGAGCGCCUGUUCAGGUCGGCGCUCAAGGUGUGCCCAGGGAGCGCCAAGGUGCAGCUGAACAUGGGGAUAACGGAGCGGCGCUAUUACAAUUGGGAGGUGGCGCUGGAGCACUUUGAGUCGGCGCAUGCGCUGUCCACGCCCGGCUUCUGCGAGCCGCUCUACUGGCUCGGCGUCACCCGCAUCAACGCCGGUGCUGACAUCGGCCGCGGCGCCCAGGCGCGCUGCCCUCCCCGCCUGAAUCUUGCGCUGGCCUGCUUGCUUCCAGCACUCAGCUGCGAGCUGGAGGACUCGCUGGCGUGCAUACACACGGCGACAGACGCGGCAACGGCGCUGAAUCGCAUCUACUCGACGAUGCAGGAGAAGGCGCCAGAGGGGGGCCUCUUCCUCAAGCGCUGGGCGCGCGUGCUGCUGCGGCCCGAGCUGCGCCACGUUGAGUCGGCCUGCGACGCCCUCGAACAGGCCCUCCUUGGCCGCCCCGCCGACCCUGUGCCCCCCGACGCUGACAUCGCCGAGACGAUGCAACCAUGCCUGGAGUACCUGGCGGACCCGGUGAAUCACACGGAUCCGGCGGUGGCGGAUGGGCUGGCGGCGCUGCGGGUGUGCCUUGAGGCGCGCAUGGUUCUCAUGAGCGUCCUGUCGCGCAACGACCCCACCUCCCUGCCCGCCAAGACCGCCGGCUACUCCUACAUCGCCAAGUUUGGCGCCGCCUGCCGCCACCAGCACCUGCCGCCCGAGCACGUGCUGUCGGCGAUACGCAAGGCGAAGGCGACGGGGCAGCCGGCGCCGGAGGUGCCACCGGUUGAGGCGUCGCAGGGGCACGUGUACAUUGUGCACCGGCUGCACACGGCGGACGCGGAGGACGCCUGGCUGCAGCGCGAGUGGGGCGAGGUCAUGCUCUCCGAGGACCGCCUCGCCGACGCCGCCGUGCACUUCGAGGCAUGCGCCUCGCAUUUGUCCCGCCCUCCAUAUCAUCCCUCGCUGCACUGGGUGGCGGGGAAGCAGAUGGUGAAGCUUAUCCCGCGCCUGGUGCACGCUAACCUGAGCCUGGGCAUCGACGAGGACAGCGGCCAUGUGGGCGAACUCAGUGUGGAGCAGGUCGUCCUGGCCGCCACCACCUCCUUCGACCGCGCCGUGCAGGCGAGGACGGAGUUCCCGUGCCGGGUGUACCACCAGAUGUGCGAGGCGCAGGCGGCGCUGUCGCAGGUGUACUCGCUGCGGGGCCAGCCCGAGGCGGCGCGCGAGAAGAUGGAGUCCGCGCAGCGCUGCAUGGCGGCCGUGGCUGCCAUGGACCUCUGCCGCGAUUACGUGCGCCAGCUGGCCGCCAUGCAGGGAGACCUCGACGCAGAGACAUAG